Ipomoea triloba (trilobed morning glory) is the source of this 1375-nucleotide messenger RNA. RefSeq names its product protein STRICTOSIDINE SYNTHASE-LIKE 5-like. Gene Ontology annotation, biological process: biosynthetic process. The coding region runs from base 159 to 1265 and encodes 368 amino acids. The transcript is spliced from 4 exons. NCBI's taxonomy places the organism in Eukaryota, Viridiplantae, Streptophyta, Magnoliopsida, Solanales, Convolvulaceae. The record is from RefSeq and is a predicted model, not a curated record. Gene Ontology annotation, molecular function: strictosidine synthase activity.
CUUUCUAUGAAGAAGACAUCAUUCGGAUCUGCCCUCGAGAUCCAACCCUACGUGAGUCCAAUAUACUACAUUAGAUUAUAGAUAUAGUUUGAGUACAUUCACUGAGUUGACCCAUUUUAUGCCCGAGUGAAGUGAAGAAAUCGAUCCUGCGAACAAUCAUGAGUGGUCUGUGGCCCUUUGCUUUUGUGGUGCCAGUGAUUUUAGGAGUCGUCAUAUACCAGCUCGACUCGUUCGACCCGGCCCCGUACCCCGUUCACGAGUUGACUCAGGGGAGGGCGGCGGUGGCCCCGAAGCGUAACGGCCGUUUGCUUCAUGGUUCCGAGAAGAUAGGAGUUGGGCGGCUGUCGGGGCCGGAGGACAUAGCGUACGACCCCAAGACAGGUGUGAUAUACACGGGGUGUAUGGAUGGGUGGAUCAAGCGAGUCACGGUGAACGAGUCGUCGUGUGCUGACUCGGCGGUGGAGGACUGGGUUAACACCGGUGGCAGGCCGCUCGGACUCGCUCAUGGACUUCACGGUGAAGUCAUCGUAGCCGAUGCUGACAUAGGAUUAUUGAACGUAACCUCGGACGGCAAAGUGCAACUGUUAACGGACGAGGCGGAGGGCGUAAAGUUCAAACUAACGGAUGCCGUAGAUGUUGCAGAGGAUGGUAUGUUGUAUUUCACAGAUGCGUCGUGGAAAUACAGACUCAAAGAUUUCUUUUGGGAUGCUUGUGAAGGGAGACCCCACGGGAGACUUUUAAGCUAUAAUCCAAACACUAAGCAAACCAAAGUGCUGCUCAAAGACUUGUUCUUUGCUAAUGGCGUUGCUGUCUUUCCAGACCAGAGCUCUGUCAUUUUUUGUGAAACUCCAUUGAGGAGGUGUAAAAAGUUUUACAUAAAGGGUGAAAGGAAAGGCUCCGUGGAAGCUUUUAUUGAGGAUUUGCCAGGAUCACCAGACAACAUCCGUUACAAUGGAGAGGGUCUAUUCUGGAUUGGAUUAGUCACAGAGUACACGUACGCUUGGGAGCUUGCACAGAAGUACCCAUUCCUGAGAAAGAUUAUGGUAGUGAUGGAUAAGUACAUAGGGCGGCCACAUCUGGAGAAGAAUGGAGGGGUUUUCGUUGUGGAUUUGGAAGGCAAUCCAGUUGCUCACUAUUAUGAUCCUGAUUUGACACUCGUCUCAACUGGAAUCAAAAUUGGUGAUCAUAUGUACUGUGGUAAUGUAGAGUCUGGGUUCAUACUCAGCCUCAAUCUAAAUCAAUAUUCUGCAGUUGCAAGUGGAUGAACAAGAAAUAAAUACAAAAUGAUGUUUAAUUUGCAAAACCCAAUUUCCCAGGAUGUUGUUUAAUAGGGAAAAAUAACUACAAUUGUGAUCUGCGCGAAUCUCGUACCUAA